CACUCGCUGUCCUUCGUGUAGCUGUCCUCCAUCGACCACGGCCAUGGCCAGCUUCUCCUGCAAGAUCAUGGCUUUGGCUCUCGUUCUCUCCCUCGUUUCUUCCUCUGCGGAGCUCCAGAAGCUGGACCACUCGAUCAAGAACGAUGGAUCUCUCAGCCUGUUAGUAAUCGGUGACUGGGGAAGAAAAGGGGAGUUCAAUCAAACUCAAGUGGCAACUCAGAUGGGAAGGAUCGGGGAGGAGCUCGACAUAGAUUUCGUGGUAUCCACCGGCGACAACUUCUACGACAGCGGCCUGACCGGCGUCGACGACAAGGCAUUCGAGGAAUCAUUCACCAAUGUGUACACAGCAAAGAGCCUACAGAAGCAAUGGUACAGCGUUUUGGGGAAUCAUGAUUACAGGGGCGAUGUGCUGGCACAACUGAGCCCUGUCCUCCGAGAACUCGAUAACAGAUGGCUCUGCUUGAGAUCCUUCAUCCUUAACGCAGAAAUUGUGGACUUCUUCUUUGUGGAUACAACUCCCUUUGUUGAUCAUUACUGGAACAAUCCCGAGAGCCAUCACUACGACUGGAGGGAAGUCGCCCCGCGCCAAAGUUACGUCUCGAAUCUGUUGAAGGAUUUGGAUUCAGCACUGAAGGAAUCAAGAGCAACAUGGAAGGUUGUAGUAGGACACCACACAAUAAGGAGUGUGAGCAUACAUAGAGAUACAAAGGAGCUCCUCUCAUCACUCCUCCCAAUUCUUAAGGCUCAUGGAGUUGAUCUGUAUGUAAAUGGACAUGACCACUGCCUCGAGCACAUUAGCAGUAAUGACAGUCCAAUCCAAUACCUAACCAGUGGAGGUGGUUCAAAGUCAUGGAGGGGUGUCUUCAAUUCGAAUACCGACAAACUUCGAUUCUUCUACGAUGGCCAAGGGUUCAUGUCCCUGCAGCUGACCAAGGCCAUGGCUCAGGUGGUGUUCUAUGAUGCAUUUGGCUGUGUUCUUCACAAAUGGAGUGUGACCAAAGAGCUUCAUAGCUCAAUGUAGGAGGGAAGAACCCUGAUUGUGCCACAAUCCUCAAACUAUUAGUUGUAUCAAGAUUCAACGAUAACAUUUACUACGAUUGGUCAGUUUCAGAUGACUUCUACAUGGAUGCUAGCCAACUGUUUGUUGUCUGAGAAUCUGAAACUUAGUAAAGCCUCCCAUUGUUCCUAUA
This is a messenger RNA of Musa acuminata AAA Group (dessert banana), 1190 nucleotides long. RefSeq names its product purple acid phosphatase 3. Gene Ontology annotation, molecular function: ferric iron binding; acid phosphatase activity; ferrous iron binding. Bases 44 to 1021 code for a protein of 325 amino acids. NCBI's taxonomy places the organism in Eukaryota, Viridiplantae, Streptophyta, Magnoliopsida, Zingiberales, Musaceae. The transcript is spliced from 7 exons. The record is from RefSeq and is a predicted model, not a curated record.